CCUGCACGUUCAAACCAUAGCUCGUACUGCGAUUUCCCCCCCUUCACAAAAACACAACAAAUCAAAAGCCAUCAAGAUGCUCACACUGACUCUCAAGGCUGAACUGGAAGGUGUCACUGGAUUGCAGCCCACUGACACCGAGGAGAACCCAUAUUACUACACCUUCAAGGUGCAAUGUACCUCCUGUCGUGAGACGCACCCGAACUGGGUCAGCUUCAACCGGUUUGAACUGAACGAGAUCCCCGGGAGUCGGGGCGAGGCCAACUUUGUGUGGAAGUGCCGGUUGUGCACGAAAACCCACUCUGCCUCCAUCACUGCUGGACCACACGCCUAUGAGGCUGAGGAGAAGAAGACCGGCAAGAAGAUCAUCGAGAUGGACUGCCGUGGUCUCGAGUUCACCGAGUUCAAGCCUGACGGUGAUUGGGAAGCUAAGGGUGUUGAGUCGUCAACUCCAUUCACUGGUAUUGAUCUCGGCGAGGGUGAAUGGUAUGACUAUGAUGAAAAGUCUGGAGAGGAGGUCAGCAUUAAGGAGCUGACCUGGACUAUCGGACGGGCAUAAAUUCGUUGCGAUGCUUAAGAGAAAGUCACCUGCAUCUGCCAGCGAGUCUCUCAUAGGCUUGCCUCUGGAGUCAUAUAGCUCCAAUGCGAUCUUACUCCAGAUCUCCAAUUUUUUGAGUUCUUAUUGUAUUACUACUGGUGGUAGGCGGAUGGGAGUGGUUGA
Messenger RNA from Penicillium brasilianum, 721 nucleotides. The record is from the annotation of a GenBank genome assembly. Lineage: Eukaryota; Fungi; Ascomycota; Eurotiomycetes; Eurotiales; Aspergillaceae.